AUGUGGGUGAGACAAGGGGAUUGUUGGGUGGUGGUGGUGUUGAUGAGGAAGCCCUGGGCGGAAUCUAGGCAGGUGAUCAGAGAGCAGCAGGAGGGGCAAGUGAUUGAGAGGCUGAGGGUGGAGUUGGAGAAUGAGAGGGAGAGGAAUUUCCAGUUGGAUAUGGAAUUGGAGAUUCUAAGGAUUCAGAUUUCUGGUGCGCAUAGCAGCACUGGGGCUGGUAUUGAUUGA
This is a messenger RNA of Prunus armeniaca (apricot), 228 nucleotides long. The record is from the annotation of a GenBank genome assembly. Lineage: Eukaryota; Viridiplantae; Streptophyta; Magnoliopsida; Rosales; Rosaceae.